Molecule: messenger RNA, 426 nt
Organism: Vavraia culicis subsp. floridensis
Lineage: Eukaryota; Fungi; Microsporidia; Pleistophoridae
Exons: 1
Source: RefSeq, a predicted model, not a curated record
AUGCAAAUUAUUAUAAUACUAAUCAAUUCGGUGUAUGUGAUGGACAACUCGUAUCCCGACGAGGAUAGUGGUCAUAUCGCAGAAAUUUCUCCAAGCAACACUUUUGUGCAUCCUGGUAUGGAGGUAAUCGGCCAUCCUACGCAGUUGACCACGUGUAGCGAUGAAUCACGAGAACAUGCACAACAUGAUAGUGAAAGUGUGGGAACGAGCAGCUCAAGAAAACGUAAAAGAAUGAGCAGACAAUCGAAUGAGGAUCGCUCGGACAGACUUGAAAGAUUGCAAAAUGUCAUUUUUAAAGUGAUAAAUAAGAGAGAAUAUUUUGCUCAAGAAUAUAAUCAAACUACAAAGGAUAACCAAAGAGACUUAGAGUUGUCCAGGUAUUUUGAUAAUAUAAAGGGAAUGUUGGUUAAGUUUGCAUAUUAUACA